This is a messenger RNA of Macrosiphum euphorbiae (potato aphid), 333 nucleotides long. The record is from the annotation of a GenBank genome assembly. NCBI's taxonomy places the organism in Eukaryota, Metazoa, Arthropoda, Insecta, Hemiptera, Aphididae.
AUGACAUUUUUAAAAUACUCUGGCAUAAAUCCUAAGAGUAUAAAGCCUAAACUUAUUGGGAAUAAACAUAUUGGAACUCAACCAACAGCUCGAGGAAGACGUGUUACACAAAUUGGAGGUAGACAUAAUUUAACUUCUGGCCGAGUUCCUAAAUGGAAAAUAGUCAAUGAACAUGGAUAUCACCUAAAAUUGACUUCAAGCCAGUUACCAAGAGGUAAUAUAAAAUCUUUUGAUCCUUCAGUUGUUCCCAAAAAAGUUUCAAAAAUGCCUCAUCAGUUGUCUUAUUGUGGGGAUAAAACUAAACCAUUAGGAAUCACUCAUAAUGCAAAGUAA